Messenger RNA from Arctia plantaginis, 660 nucleotides. Lineage: Eukaryota; Metazoa; Arthropoda; Insecta; Lepidoptera; Erebidae. The record is from the annotation of a GenBank genome assembly.
AUGAUGAGUGAGGCAUUUCAAAAAAUUAAAUUACUGUCGGGUGUCCUGUUUCUCAGCGCAACCCUCGCUGAGGAGACCCAGUGGUCGCCGUAUAACAUGCAGGAGUACCUGCAACAGUUUCAACAACAAGAUCAACAGUUACAAGCCAGCGAGCAUGGAGGUGGUUUCGAUUUUGGAGGCCAUGACGCAGGUUCCUCCUUAGAUGGUCACGGUGGCCAAUACGGAGGCCAAUUCGGAGGCCACGAUUUCGGAGGUCACGGCUAUGGCCACGGCCACGAGUCUCACUCGUACCCCGUCCACCAACACGUCGAAGAAGAGAACCCUGAACCAAUCAAACACUACAAAGAAAUAGUAGUACCUUUACACAAAAACGUUGAGUUCAAAAUUAACCAGCCAGUAAUUAUCCCAGUUCCUCAUCCAGUACCGAUUCAGGUACCAGUUCCAAAAGCGGUAGUUAUACCAAUUAUUAAAGAGGUUUCCAUCCCAGUGGAAAAGUCCGUUCCGUAUCCAGUAGAAAGGACUGUUCAUGUACCUAAGAUCAAAGAGGUACCUUUCGAAGUCGUUAAGCAUAUUUUAGUUCCCGUAGAAAAACCGUUCCCAUUUAAAGUUCCAGUUUAUGAAACCGUAAUUCAUACUAAGAAGGGAUCGCAUAAGCUUUAA